AUGCGCCGUGGAGUAGACGAUGCGUUCGGGCACGUCUCGCCUUUCAUAAUGUUGCAAAAAGUUUCAGCUGGUCGUCUGAUAUGGAUAUUGAAGCUGAGGAGACCAGUGCGGCGUCUUGUCACUGAAUAUGACUUGUCAAGUUUCAUGCAUGAAUUUGAUGACGCAGUCGUUGCAUACUUUGAUUCGGAGGUGGCGUUUUCUAUUUCGUACGAUUUUCGACAGUACAUCAAAGCUGCCCUAAAUGUAUUUCAGCAUCAGAAUUUGCUGGAAACAGUUGGUUUCGCCGUUGUGACAAACUCAACUUUAGCAGCGACAGUAAGUCCGAUCCCGAAAACAUGGAUUCAAAUGAAAGCAUGGGAUCGCAUAGUUAAUUAUCACCACAACCUAACUGAUGCUGAAAUCUACGAAUGGGUCAGAGACGAAGCAGCUAGGCAGAAUGGUUUGCGCUGGAUCAGCCCAGAAUUAAAUGGCGUUGCAAAAAGUGAGGAUUUGCUGUCUAUUUUGCAAGACAAUGCUACAGUUUUGAUAUUUAUGGAUCGUCAAGUGCUUUACCCGCACAGCUGGGUAGGCGCAGUAGUUGAGCAGAGCAGUUAUUGA
This is a messenger RNA of Gongylonema pulchrum, 597 nucleotides long. The record is from the annotation of a GenBank genome assembly. NCBI's taxonomy places the organism in Eukaryota, Metazoa, Nematoda, Chromadorea, Rhabditida, Gongylonematidae.